AUGAGGGAGGCGGGGCCGCCUUCCCGGCAGCGGCAGAAGAUGGCGGCGGCCGCGGGCUGGGCGCUGCUGGCCCUGGCUCUGUGUCUGAGCGCGGUGGCCGCGACCGGCGGCUCCGAGGGGAAGCGGCCGCCCAAGAAGAAGGACAUUCGGGACUACAACGACGCGGACAUGGCCCGGCUGCUGGAGCAGUGGGAGAAAGAUGAUGACAUUGAAGAGGGAGAUCUCCCUGAACACAAGAGGCCUCCAGCACCAAUAGAUUUCUCAAAAAUAGAUCCAGGCAAGCCUGAAAGCAUCCUGAAGCUGACAAAGAAGGGGAAGACUUUGAUGAUGUUUGUCACAGUGUCAGGAGAUCCAACAGAAAAGGAGACAGAAGAAAUCACCAGCCUGUGGCAGGGCAGCCUCUUCAACGCAAACUACGACGUGCAAAGGUUUAUUGUUGGCUCCAAUCGAGCCAUCUUCAUGCUGCGGGAUGGUGGCUAUGCCUGGGAGAUCAAAGACUUCCUGAUCAGUCAGGAAAGGUGUGCAGAUGUUACUCUGGAAGGUCAGGUUUAUCCUGGCAAAGGAGCAGACGGAAGUGAGAAAGUGAAAAACAAAACAAAACCUGAAAAAGCAAAGAAGAAAAAAGACACAGAGAAAAAAUCCAACGGCGUCAAAGAGGACAACCGAGCAACUAACCAGAGAGAGGAGCUAUGACAGCCACGGUGCCCAGACUGAAUCCUGCUCUGCUGCUCCUCGAAGGGAAUCUGCUGAUGAGUCCUGGCUUUUGGGGAGGAAGGAAGCAGAGACU
Messenger RNA from Melozone crissalis (California towhee), 787 nucleotides. RefSeq names its product mesoderm development LRP chaperone (gene MESD). The transcript has 3 exons. The record is from RefSeq and is a predicted model, not a curated record. Gene Ontology annotation, biological process: protein folding. The coding region runs from base 1 to 693 and encodes 230 amino acids. Lineage: Eukaryota; Metazoa; Chordata; Aves; Passeriformes; Passerellidae. Gene Ontology annotation, molecular function: low-density lipoprotein particle receptor binding.